This is a messenger RNA of Klebsormidium nitens, 3801 nucleotides long. The record is from the annotation of a GenBank genome assembly. Lineage: Eukaryota; Viridiplantae; Streptophyta; Klebsormidiophyceae; Klebsormidiales; Klebsormidiaceae.
AUGCAGCGCCAGAUUGACGACAAGGCCAAGUCUCAUGCGGAAGUUGCACGUCGCUUAAAGGAGCUUCAAGAGCUGCAAGAAAGCUGGCGUGGGAAGAUGCUGGAGACGGCUCUCACAACCGCACGGCAGCUGCUGUGUUGGACCAGCUCUGUUGGAAGCACUCGCUACUGGCUGGAGAGCGUAGCUGGGCUGACGGAGAAGUUCCGUAAGGAUCUCAAUAUUGGGAUCCAACAAGCACUGAGCCGAGCCAUCAUUGAGAUCCUGCUUCUUCGGAGCGGCAUCGAAAAGAAUCCGGGCCCAGCUACACCUUCACCGCACUCGAACCUGGAUCAGGGAGAGGAUGACGAUAGAGCGGACGUCCCCAUUGGACAGCGUGGCCAAAGGACUGCCGCUGCUGCUGACGGCACUCCAUCGUCGCGCUCGCAAGGGACUCCCCAAGAACCUGAACCUCAGGGCCCGCCGCGAAAACGGAAGCGGAAUCAAGCGAGGGGGGGGGCAACCGGGGCUCCGGUGAGAAGGACAUCAGGUCGGGGGGGAAGCGCCGGAGCUGCUUCAGGGAGAAGUCGGCGGGGUGGGCGGAGAGCGGGCACUAGCGUACUCGACGGGAUCGCGGCGGAACCACCGGGCAUGCAAUCAGGCAUACCGGGCACCAGUCGGGAGGAGCCGGAGACCCGGGGCCCUGCCGAAGGGAACGAGCAGGCUUCCGGGGAAGAAAACCAGGGGUCGGAGAACGCUCCAGAUGCCCCGAGCGGAACCGGAGUGCCCGGUUAUAUGAGCCACGCGGAGCAAUUGGCGCAGGCUAAUUGGACGGCGGCAAUCAUGAAGGUGGAUGAGCUGAAGCCCAAGAGCUACAAAGACUACAUUCGAGCGUUGAAGACAUACAAGUCUUUCGGAGUUGUCAACAACUUCGUGAAAGGCAUGCAAUUCUUUGCGCUCGUCCAAGACAAUCUGGAUGGCAUCCACGAGCAGUCGUGCGACGUCCGCGCUAUUCCCACCAUGCAACAGCUCCUAAAAGCUGCCCAGCUGAACACAGGGCGAAAAAAAAUCCGAACUUGCGCCGACCGUCAAGCUGGGACCGAGUCGGAUGGCUACACGGCAGAGGAAAAGUCGCGGCUGUGUCGGGCCUGGCUCCAUGCUGCUUGUCCCAACACCAUUUUCAAUGAAGGCGAUGAGGUCGGACCAGCACAUCAACACACUACAAUGAGGGGCAUGUUUCUUGCUUCGCACCAAUUCGUCCUGCGAGGCGACGACGGACGCAGCAUCGACCUUCCAGAUCUGUACUGCAAGAAGUUCACCAAUGUGGGACCGGACGUUCCUCUCUUUGUGGGCGGGGUCAGCUACUGCGGCAAAACGAACAAGAACGGGCGGCUCGAGUAUUUUGGGGGCUUCCGCCAUACGAACGUGGAGGAGUGCGCCGUCGGUGCUGUGGCGUUCCAGCUUUUCCAAACGUUCCAUAUCCUGUUUCCGGAGCCUGGUUCCUUCCCGGAUUUCAGCUCUAGGGCUGCCUGGUACAACAAGUUUCCGCUCUUCUACGAGGACGACAACAUCUUUGAGAAGCUGGAGUACGACACCCAGCUCAAGCACUUCAAGGCCAUGUUUCAGCAUGAGCAGGUGGUGAGCAGCAAGAUUACCCACGCGCCACGUGGGUCCUCCGUCCGGCACGCCGAAGAUAAUGGAGGGAAAGAGGGAGAGAGCGCCCGCCUUGGACGCUGGAUCUACGACCACUUUCGGACGUCCUACCUGAAUCAGCUGCCAGUUGGUGCCAUGCUCAUCAACGCCGGGUCUUCGGACGACCGGAAGGCCUACGUCCUGAAACGCGGGCGCGCUCGGCCCGAGACCAACUAUCCAGACCUGGCGACGAAGAUCUUUCCGUGGGCGGAAGAAGCGCUGGCGUUCGUUAAGAACAAGAAUCUUACGCGGCCCGCGGCUGAGCGAGACAUUGCCGCACAGCGCUUCAUCGAGCUGCUCAUCGAGCUACGGGCGGUCAUUCUCCAGGACGUCGCCGAGCUCCAGAGUUUUGAGAAGUACCUCGGUCACCCCAUCAUCUACCACUCCAUUUUCGAAGGCGAGGACUGGGACAAGUUCGCGGCAGAGGUGUUGGAGGGAUGCAACUCACCGGAAGCUCCGCCUCAGCUUGUGAAUCUGCCGCCUGAGGUAAUCUCACUUCUUCGAGACCAUCAGGCACUGCUGGCCGGGAUCCAACGAGAUGUUCGCGACUGCAAGGAGAAGGAACGAGCGGGCUUCAAGCAGAUUGCGGAAUUGACGCAGGAGGUGGCGGGGCUUAGACGACUCCUUCAGGACUCCAGCACCAGCCAACGUUUUGGGGCAAUUCCGAGCCCCUCCUCGUCUGCGGAACGUACGGCUUCAACUGACGCGGACCGCAACCAACCUGCUGUACGAAGAAGCCCUCCGACCUUUUUCGCUCGGCCCCCGAGCUCAUCGGUUGCGGCAGCAACACAGGCUGCGUUAAGAGCAGCCGCACGAGCGGCCGCGUGCUCGGAGAGAGCGCCAACGGACGGCCAGACACCGGAAGGGACCGCUGCAGACAGCCGCGCACCGGCGGGGGCAUACGCAGAUAACCGCGCUCUAGCCGGGAGAGCCACGGACAGCCGCGGUUCCAUCGGGGGAGCGGCGGAUAGCCACGCACAGGCGGGAGCGUCUGAGGACAGCCGCGCAUCGGACGGGGCAGCUGCGGACAAUCACGGACCGGCGGGGGCGUCCGCGGACAGCGGCGCUCCAGUCGGGAGACCGGCGAACAGCCGCGCUUCGACCGGGGAAACAGCGGAUAGCCACGCACAGGUGGGAACGUCGGCGGACAGCCGCACGCCGGACGGUAGAGCUGCGGACAGUCACGCACAGACGAAGGCUUCCACGGACAGCCCCUUACCGGACGGAGAAACUGCGGACACCCGCAAACCGGACGUGGUCGUUCCGGACAGCCCCACAUCGGACGGGGCACUUGCGGACAGUUACGCACCGGACGGGGGGCUCGCGGACAGGUGCGCACGGCCGGGCGCAGUCGCCACGAACGGCAACGCACCGGAACGGACGGCUGCGGACAGCCACGCACCGACGAGGGCGUCCGCGAACAGCCGCGCACCGGACAAGGGAGUCGCGGACAACGGCGCACUGGCGAAAGCGUCCGCGAACGGCCACGUGCCGGACAGGGGAGCUGCGGACAGCCGUGCACCAGCGGGGGUGUCCGCGGACAGCCGCGCAACGGACGGGGAAGCUGCAAACAGCUGCGCACCGGCGAAGGCGUCCGAGGACAGGCACGGACCGGACAGGGGAGCUGGCGACAGCUGCGCAGCGGUUAGGGGAGCCACCGAUAACUGCCGAUCGGACGCGGACGCCACGAACGGCGGCACACCGGCAGCGGCGCCGACCGCGCACGAUCGCGCACCAGACGACAAUGCAGCGAACAGCGGCGCAUCAGGCAAGGGGCCUGCGAACGAACACGCACAGGAGGAGGGAGUGGCGCACGACUACAUGCCGGAAGACAGGGCCGCCGCGCGGGAUUCUGUUAGGGUGCGGUCCACUGCUGACGUUCUUCCCAAAUGGGCGUCAGAAUACACGAUGGGAAGACAUUACAAAUCUGUAGCUGAAUACUGGCAGGAAUGGGCACAUGGCAAGCCAGGCUGGCCGCUUCCCUUGAGAGAGAUAGAAGAGAUGUAUGGUUGUGCUUGGAGGAAAGGCAGGGCUAACGAGAUAAGGUAUUUCUCGAAGUUUCGCAAAAUUUGCGUGAUCAUAGAGGACGUCAUCCGAAAAGAUAGGGCCUCACAAGCGGAAGCCUGUAAGUGA